Syngnathus acus (greater pipefish) is the source of this 4341-nucleotide messenger RNA. RefSeq names its product L3MBTL histone methyl-lysine binding protein 1 (gene l3mbtl1). The transcript is spliced from 22 exons. Gene Ontology annotation, cellular component: nucleus. Gene Ontology annotation, molecular function: zinc ion binding; protein binding. Gene Ontology annotation, biological process: regulation of DNA-templated transcription. Lineage: Eukaryota; Metazoa; Chordata; Actinopteri; Syngnathiformes; Syngnathidae. The record is from RefSeq and is a predicted model, not a curated record. Bases 132 to 2654 code for a protein of 840 amino acids.
CCAAAUUUUCACUUCUAAAAUUGCCACAGCCGCGAAUCAGCUCAAUUUUAGUGAUGGUCUGCGUGCAAGUGAGGUGCCGUCGUGAUCACAACUGAUCUAAUCACUCCAAAUAAAAGCACAGGGCCACUACUAUGAGUGCCAAAGUAAACAUGGAGUGUCCGCCCAAAGAGCCCGACUGUACCCCCGUGGCCCCGCCAGCCUUGCCCGCACCUUCGCCAGGCGAUCCCAUCCUUCUCUGCGGGGUGGAUAGCGUGGCCAAGAAGCCUCGGCCUCAGACGCACACCACCACUGCUUUGCUCCUACCAGCUCCGGGCCAUCAAAAAGUGGAACUGGCACCAACCAUGGCAGUGGCAGACCCGAGUAAAGCAGUCAUGGCAACUGAGACAGUCAAGCCCGCUUUGACAGCACAAGUGGCAGGAGCUUGUAGCAUCGUCCACGUCCUGGAGUGGAAGGAAGGGAUGGCCAUCCUUCCUGGGAGUAACCUCAAGUUCUGUGUCAGUGAUGUAGGAGCCUUAAGUACACUGAUCACACCAGGGACCCCCAGCACCACCAAUGAACCUGCAGCAGGGACUUCUGGUAGACUGAUCAACGCAGAGGGCUCCCCACUGGACAAGCCAGAUAUGUCGCCUCCUGUGGUCACAGUGAGCAGUGCAGGUGUGGAGCCAGAGAGUUUACUUCAGGUGAAACCGGAGGUCCAAAUGGGACUGGGCCAGCAGAACCAUGAUCCCAAAGCUCAGAAGAUUUACAAAGAAGAACUACGCAGAGAGCCUAUGGUAGAUAAGAGGAGUGUUGGAGUGGAGAAGGUCCCCGCUGGUGCGAGAGUCUCCUCUUUAAAUGUUGAUCAUCUGAAGCCCAUGAGGAAGAGGAAGAGAAAGGAAUGUCUGGGGCCCUCUGAUGAAGACUCUGACAUGGAGGGCAUGGAGGACAAAAUGGAAGAUCUAAAAGCAGAUGGCAGAUACAUCAGAGGGGGAGACAUGAAGACGGAACCCUGGACGUGGACCCAGUAUUUAGAGGAAACCAAAACUAUCGCUGCACCCGACAAGCUUUUCCAAGAGACUCAGAGAGCGCCUGCAGUAAAGAACGGCUUCAAACAGGGGAUGAAGCUGGAGGGCAUCGACCCACAGCACCCGUCUAUGUAUUUUGUCCUUACUGUGGCCGAGGUGUGUGGCUACCGACUCCGCCUCCAUUUUGACGGCUACUCGGACUGCCACGACUUUUGGGUGAAUGCCAACUCGCCGGAUGUGCACCCUGCAGGCUGGUGCGAGAGCACAGGACACAAACUGCACACACCUAAAGGUUGUAAAGAAGAAGAGUUUACAUGGACCAACUACCUAAGAAUGACAAAAGCACAAGUGGCCCCCAAAGAGCUGUUUGCCAGUCCUGGAAGGAUUAACACCAAGUGUGACUUCGAAAUAGGGAUGAAACUUGAGGCAGUUGAUCGCAUGAACCCCUCCCUCAUCUGCGUAGCAACCAUCACCGAUGUGGUGGACGACCGCUUCCUGGUGCACUUUGACAAUUGGGACGACACAUACGACUACUGGUGUGAUGCCACCAGUCCAUACAUUCAUCCUAUUGGUUGGUGCCAGGAGAGAAAUCUGCCCUUAACACCACCCCAAGAUUAUCCCGACCAGGGAGCGUUUUCCUGGUCCCACUACUUACGUGAGACUUGUUCAAAGGCAGUUGCAGCUGACUCAUUUAAAAUGCGCCCGGCCCACAACUUCCAGCCUCAGAUGAAACUGGAGGCUGUGGACAAGAGAAGUCCUGGUCUCAUCAGAGUGGCAACGGUGGAGGAAAUCGAGACUCACCGUAUCAAGAUCCACUAUGAUGGAUGGAGUCACAUCUAUGACGAGUGGAUGGACUCUGAUCACCCUGACAUCCACCCAGCAGGCUGGUGCGAGGCCACAGGUCACCCGCUUAAACCCCCACCACAGGACGCCAGAACACAGCAGAUACACGGUCCAAGGGAGCCUCCCGCUCUGGCCCAGUCCACUUUCCCUCCUUCUGUUCCCUGUAAGCCCAUCAGCCACACCAGAACCAACAAGUACAACUUUCACAACAGGAAGUGUCCAACUCCAGGUUGUGACGGUUCAGGUCACGUGACCGGUCGCUUCACAGCGCAUCACUGUGUUUCGGGUUGCCCGUUAGCUGAGCGCAACCAAGGCAGGCUUAAGGUGGAUCUGUCAGACUCUGAGAGUAAGAGGAGUCUCUUUUUUGGUCAGAGAACCAAGAAGACACAUUAUCGUGGCAGGAUUGGACGUCCACCCAAAUAUAGGAAGAACCAGCAGAGAGACUAUCAGAACAUUUCAUCCGAGUGUGUCUAUCCAUCAUUGUUUGUGUCGGCUCUGAGCGGUCAGUCAGACCGCACUCUGUCCCUGUGCUGGGAGCAACACUGUAAACUUCUACCUGGCGUCCUGGGCAUUCCUGCCAGUCAGGUGGCGGCUUGGACUGUGGAGGAGGUCUUCAACUUUGUGCACAAUUUAAUUGGAUGUGAGGAUCAGGCCCGUCUCUUUAAAGAAGAGAUGAUUGACGGCGAGGCCUUCUUACUACUGACUCAGGCCGACAUUGUGAAGAUCAUGAGCAUCAAACUCGGCCCCGCCCUCAAGAUUUCCAAUGCCAUCCUUAUGUUCAAGAGCACGGACGAGGCUCUCAAAUGACUCAGUUUGGGGUUAGGAUGGGGAUUAUAGUGCAGUCAUCACGUGCCAAAAUCAUUGUGCAAGGCAAAGACCCCUUGCCUGAGCCCUUUUUGUGUGUUUUGUGUCCUGUGACCAUCAGGUGUACAAGUAGACUCAAAGGACAUUUUAGGAUGAAAGUGUCAGACACAAUAUGGAUACCAGGGUGAGUGAGGGAGCAUCAUAACGUUUUGGCUGAGGAAGAAUUGCAUCAUUCUUCUUAACUUUCCCCAAAAAACGAGUUCAUGUUCUGAUCGGUCGUAUUGGUGAGUUAAUGGCUGGCAAUGACUCAAAGAAGUGACAAAAUACUGUAACAAAUUGCAUUAGCGAAUGAAAUAUCAAAAUAGUGACCUUGCUCCAACACAUACAGUAAUACAAGCGGGAACAAAUAGAAGUACAUAAAUAGCAACAUUUUUGUGCCGUGUACUGAAAAAAAAAAAAAUCAAGGACAAUUGCAUAUCAUUGAGUAAACCAGGACAACAAACAUUGCCUUGAGGGUAAAGUUCUGCAAUAAAAAUGUCCUCAAAAUAAUGUAUUUCUUUAUCACUUUAAGUACAUGAGGAGAGGACCCUGUGCAUAUUGAAUAAAUAAUUUCAGUGUCAUUUCCAGCUGAAAGAUUCCCAUUCGUCAAAAAACACCUCUUCAGCUAAAAAUUUGGCCGUUGUGGGAAUUUCAUUGAAAAAAACCUCUUUUUCCAAUUUUUUUAUUGCAACAUGAAAUCCACAGAUCAGCUGGAGAGAACUUGGAUUUCUAAAUCGCACAACUAUUUACUUAAUUCAGCCCCAUUCACAAAAGCACAAUCGGUGUUGUCAUCUUAGCAGUUUGGUUGACAUAUUUUUAUGACUGCUGUAGCAACUAUUUUUCCAAAAAGCAAACCCCGUACCCCAUUUUGCGAACCAGUGACUUAUGUGUUGUUAACAUUUCUGCUGAUUACUGUUACAGCCUAAAUGAGCUAUUGGUAAAGGGAAUAUUGAUGCGACCCAAAUUAAAAACAACAAUGUCACAACAUGGGAAGUAAAUAUGAUUUGUUAGAAUUGAAAUGAAAAUAACAUGGAGAAGUUUCAAUGUAGUGUAAAAAUGAAGCGUGUGGUCCGUGAGUAAAAGACAAUGCAGUAAACUAGGCUGGCCGUUGAAGCUCUAUGAAGCUUCUUUUCUGUGCAAUAAUAAUAAUUUUAAAAAAUAUAUGUAUUAUAAUUGUAUUAUAAUUGAAAAAAAAAUCAGUCUCUGAGCUCUGAAAGUUUGUGACUGAUGUAUUUUUCAGGAUUUCUUUACUAUUUGCCUUCUUUUCUGUGUUUUGUGCCUCAAAUGUGUUGCACUUUGAGUUACCACAAAAAAAACUGUAUAGGAGCUCAGUAAUAAUUCUGAAUCUAAAUGUUAUAACUUUAACUGCAUUGUUUUUAUGCAACAAAUUUUAUUUGUGGAUGCAUUGCCAUUGGAGCACAACUGUGAACCCCAAAUGGGAUAUAAGAGUGUUUUAAAUAACUAUGAACAAGUUUACAUUUGUGUGUUCUUUGACAGGUUUACACUUGUGUCAUUGUCAUGAUAGGAUUUUGUGUGUUAUUUCACUGGAAUGUCUUAAGGGCUCUUGGCUUUGUCUUUCUCUCUGGUAUGUGUGCGUGUGCUAAAAUGAUGUUGAAUAACAAAUGUCAUUCAAAUAAAUGUCCAAACUUGA